AAUAAAAUUCGUCUACCGUAUUUUAAAAGAAUUUUGCUUACAUCCUCCAUCUCUUAAAGUCAAAACUCCAAAUAAUUCUCUACCUUCUUUCCCUUUCUCUCCCUUCCAUGGCCGCCAGACUCCAAACACUCUUUCUCUCUCCUCUCCCCUCACCAAAAACUUCGCAAUCUCCUCCCAUGGCAUCUCAACCUUCUCUCUCUUCGAUCUGAUCUGCAUUUUUCUCUUUCAUCUUCUCAUCCUUUUCUCCAGAAUUUCCGUCGCUGAAGUAGAAUGGGAAGCAAAUGGAUAAAGGCCAGAUUAGCGUUGGGUUGCAUUCAACCCCCGCGCACCCUAGACGAAGACAUAAUCAGUAACAGUAAUUCUUCUUCCUCCGUCGCCCUCACCGCCGCCAACAACGGUUCUGGCGGCGGCCAUCGUCGUCGAUACUCCGCCACCGCGGAUUCUCUCUCCUCAUCCACUGCCUCCGUCGCAGCUGAUUGCCGCCCUUCUUCUCCCACCACUCCUACUCCUUCCUCUUCUGGCCUCCGCCUCUCCCGACACUCCUCCAAAUCUUCUUCUAAGAAGACCUGUGCAAUAUGUCUGACUACUAUUAUCCCAGGCCAGGGCCACGCCAUUUUUACAGCUGAGUGCUCACACUCAUUUCACUUUAACUGCAUCACCUCUAAUGUGAAGCAUGGUAAUCGCAUUUGCCCAGUUUGCCGAGCAAAGUGGACGGAGAUUCCCUUCUAUGGUCAGACUUCUGAAGCUCUCCGAGGAAAUCUGAGAGACAACUCGGUCAAUGGAAACAGAGAUAAUCCAUUGAUAACUUUGCAGCAGUUUCCUCUUCCUCAACCAGAUUUUAAUCAGAACAUCUCCCCAACAUAUCGGGUAGCUGAACCUGCUAUUUUCGAUGAUGAUGACCUUAUAGAUGAGCAGCAUUCAUUUAGGGAACAAUCUGCUCAUGAUGCUUCUGAUGACAGCUCUAAUAGAAGGGUAGAGAUAAGGACAUGUGCUGAAGUUUCUGCCAUUGCUAAGUCGGCAUCUUAUAAUAAUUUCACAGUUCUGAUACACCUGAAGGCUCCUGUUGCUAGAAUAAGCUAUAAUGAUGCUAACGCGUCAUCUCAAAAUUCUCGGGCCCCAGUUGAUUUAGUUACUGUGCUGGACGUGAGUGGUAGCAUGGCUGGUACCAAGCUUGCAUUAUUGAAACGAGCUAUGGGAUUUGUGAUACAUCAUCUUGGUCCUCACGAUAGGCUCUCAGUUAUUGUAUUUUCUUCUUCAGCUCGCCGUCUCUUUCCCCUUCGACGGAUGACUGACAAUGGUAGAAAUCAGGCUCUACAAGCAGUUAAUUCCCUCUCUUCUAACGGGGGAACUAACAUUGCUGAAGGUCUCAAGAAGGGUGCUAAGGUAAUGUUAGAACGGAAGUGCAAGAACCCAGUUAGCAGUAUCAUCCUUUUAUCAGAUGGACAGGACACAUAUACUAUCAAUGGUCCUGCUGGAGCACAAUCACGGACAGAUUACAAAUCACUACUUCCGAAUUCCAUCCAACAGAAAUCAGGAACAAGCUUCCAGAUACCAGUGCAUACGUUUGGAUUUGGUGCAGAUCAUGAUUCUGUUUCAAUGCAUUCCAUCUCUGAAGGUUCUGGAGGUACAUUCUCCUUCAUAGAGUCUGAAUGUGUGAUUCAGGAUGCUUUUGCCCAGUGCAUGGGCGGUCUGCUGAGUGUGGUUGUACAAGAGCUAGAAUUGGAGUUUAACUGCAUACACUCUAGUUUGCAAAUUGACUCAAUUAAAUCCGGAAGCUACCAUUCUCGGCUGAUGGCUGAUGCAAGAAAGGGUUGCAUAGCUGUUGGAGACUUGUAUGCCGAAGAAGAAAGGGAUUUUCUUGUGACAAUGAAUAUUCCUCAGGCAUCAGUAAGUGAGAUGGCAUUGCUGAAGGUUAGCUGUGUUUAUAAGGACCCAAUCACAAAAGAGACGGCAUAUUUAGAUGGAGGUGAAGUUGUCAAAGUUAAUAGGCCAGAAACAACAGAGCAUGUAGAGGUUUCCUUGGAAGUGGAUAAGCAGCGUAACAGGCUAAAAGCAGCAGAAGCUAUGUCUGAGGCUAGAUCUGCUGCUGAGCAUAAUAAUUUGGUGGGUGCAGUGUCUGUCCUCGAGAGUUGUCGGCAAUCAUUGUCAGAAAGUGCAUCAGCACAAGACCCCUUAUGCGUGGCACUACUUAACGAACUAAAGGAGAUGCAAGAGAGGAUGUCUAGCCGUCAGGUGUACGAGGCAUCAGGAAGGGCGUAUGUUUUGUCUGGACUGAGUUCACAUUCGUGGCAGAGGGCAACUGCAAGAGGCGAUUCCACAAGUAGCACCAAUCUUUCUCAAGCUUACCAAACCUCAUUCAUGGCUGAUAUGGUUACCCGUUCUCAGACGAUGGUGUUUCCUAUGCCACCUUCUCCUCCUGUGAGGCCUCCUCGGUCACUCUCUGGGCGUCCAAGUCCUAGGUAAUUUGCAAUCUAAGUAAAUUUUGAGGUUGCUGAUUUAAUAUUAUCUACAUAUUCUACCUUUUUUUAUUUUUGUUUUUAAAUUCACCCUUUAGAUGUUAGUUUUUUAUUUUUAGAAAGGUGGGGGAAGGAUAGGGAGAGCAGGAUAACUUGAUUUUGAGAAUUAUGGGUUAUGGUGUGGGUAUAUCCUUACACAUUGUAAAUGACUAAUAAUAUUGGGAGAAAGAGAAAUAGUUUUGGAGAAAAUUUUGGGUGGGAACGGUAUAGGUGGUUAUUGGUUUUUUCUUUUAUUGGGUUAGAAUUUUUUGGUGUUUUUUGUACAUAAAGCGAUAAAGAGAGAAAGUAAUGUGUUUCUUCUCUCUUGGAAGAAGGGGUAUAGCCUUGCAAGUGUAAUUUGCUUUGGAUAUUUGAAGAAUUUAAAUUCUUGACAAAGUGAAUUAAGUAUUCACUCUUGAUUCUUUCUAA
Spinacia oleracea (spinach) is the source of this 2924-nucleotide messenger RNA. RefSeq names its product E3 ubiquitin-protein ligase WAV3. The record is from RefSeq and is a predicted model, not a curated record. The coding region runs from base 271 to 2463 and encodes 730 amino acids. The transcript is spliced from 2 exons. NCBI's taxonomy places the organism in Eukaryota, Viridiplantae, Streptophyta, Magnoliopsida, Caryophyllales, Amaranthaceae.